Molecule: messenger RNA, 783 nt
Organism: Aspergillus niger
Lineage: Eukaryota; Fungi; Ascomycota; Eurotiomycetes; Eurotiales; Aspergillaceae
Exons: 4
Coding region: 1-783 (260 amino acids)
Source: RefSeq, a predicted model, not a curated record
AUGGGUACACAUGAUACACCACACUCACUGAGCCUUUGUCAUACUUACGCGCUUUUCUCUCGUUCGGCCUAUGUUGUCGUACAUCCCGGGCAGUUUCCCGCCUCAGUUUUUGGUCCCUGCGGGUACUAUGCAUCUUACUGCAUCCUCGACUAUCACAAUCACCGUGACGCCUCCAGUCUGCAAUAUUCAAUAGUCCGACUGCAGGAGUUUGCCCGCGCCGAUUCAGCAGCCGGUCGUAGCACCGCCUUGGACGCCGCCGGUUUCACUACAACGGCUGGUCCACUUGCUCCUACCAACUCUGUUGCGGGAAACCACAGCCCAUCGAAUUCUAUCCCAGCCUCUUUCGGCACACAGACAUUGGUUAUCGGUUGGCUGUGUGGCAUCACCUUAUCUCCUUCCGGAUGGGCACUUGCAAUUACUGCCGUCCUGGGUAGUGGCGUGGAUUUCUAUACAGUUCAACCUCAGUCACAAUUCUUUCGGUAUUCUUCCUCGCGGUGUCCUGCCUCUUUAGGCAACUCUCAAGCAGCUAGAAAGGGCUGUAUCUAUCGAGAGGGUCUUUUCUACAACUUUUGCAUGGAAAAGUCCUCCUUACCGUGGAACAUGGAUCCCAAUUUUAUCAAUGUCGGUCAAUCCUACUCCACAGUACGGAGAACUCCGCCCACUACCUUAGUCGGAGAAAAUUUUUGUUUGGACCUGCCCUUUCCUUCCUCGACUGACGUCAAGAUUCGGCUACUCUCCAUUGGAUCCAGUGCAGGGUUUUGCUUAGCCACGCGAGAUUAUUAA